Messenger RNA from Galleria mellonella (greater wax moth), 315 nucleotides. RefSeq lists its product as uncharacterized. Lineage: Eukaryota; Metazoa; Arthropoda; Insecta; Lepidoptera; Pyralidae. The transcript has a single exon. The record is from RefSeq and is a predicted model, not a curated record. The annotation marks the transcript as partial.
AGAAAGAAAGAAAGCGAAAGAAAGAAAGAAAGAAAGAAAGAAAGAAAGCGAAAGAAAGAAAGAAAGAAAGAAAGAAAGAAAGAAAGAAAGAAAGAAAGAAAGAAAGAAAGAAAGAAAGAAAGAAAGAAAGAAAGAAAGAAAGAAAGAAAGAAAGAAAGAAAGAAAGAAAGAAAGAAAGAAAGAAAGAAAGAAAGAAAGAAAGAAAGAAAGAAAGAAAGAAAGAAAGAAAGAAAGAAAGAAAGAAAGAAAGAAAGAAAGAAAGAAAGAAAGAAAGAAAGAAAGAAAGAAAGAAAGAAAGAAAGAAAGAAAGAAAGA